GUCACUCCCAUAGCAAGAGGGGUUGAGUCCAGAAAAUUGUCUCUAUGAGGUAGAGGGAGAAGACACAGGCUCUGCCCUCAAAACCCCUGUCAGGCUGCAGUGGGGGCAGACAGAAGAGUCUGCUGUGCAGGGGCAGGAGACAUCAUAGAGGGACCAAGGAGUCGAAGAAGGUCUCCAGGACAUCCAGCAUCCUCUGGUUCUGGCUCUAGAGGAUGGGUGAGUUGGAGGGACAAGGAUGGCCAGACUGCCUGUGGCCAUGAGCACUUCCCAGUGCUCCUAGGCUGAGGCUUGGCUGGCAGCCAUGGGGUUGGGCAAGCCCUGGGCCUGGCUGUUGGGCUUGCCCACCGCUGCGGUCUAUGGCUCCCUGGCCCUCUUUAUCUCCAUCCUGCACAACGUGUUCCUGCUUUACUACGUGGACACCUUUGUCUCAGUGUACAAGAUCAGCAGAGCUGCCUUCUGGGUCGGAGAGACGGUGUUUCUCCUCUGGAACAGCUUCAAUGACCCCCUCUUCGGCUGGCUGAGUGACUGUCAGUUCCUCAGCUCCCAGCCCCGGUCGGGCACUGGGCUCUCCUCGAGGGCCGUGGUGCUGGCACGGGUACGGGCCCUGGGCAGGCAUGGGCCGCUGCUGGCACUGUCAUUCCUGGCAUUCUGGGUGCCAUGGGCCCCAGCUGGCCUGCAGUUCUUGCUGUGCCUGUGCCUCUAUGAUGGCUUCCUGACACUCGUGGAUCUGCACCAUCAUGCCUUGCUGGCUGACCUGGCCCUCUCAGCCCACGACCGCACGCACCUCAACUUCUACUGCUCCCUCUUCAGCGCAGCUGGCUCUCUCUCUGUCUUUGCCUCCUAUGCUUUCUGGAACAAGGAAGACUUCUCGUCUUUUCGUGCCUUCUGCCUGACACUGGCCGCUGGCUCUGGGCUAGGCUUUGUGGGGGCCACACGGCUGUUGAGGCGGCGGGUCGAGAUGGCCGGCAGGGAGCCAGGGUACCCAGAUCUGGCUGUGGACAGCGGUCUGUGUGGAGAGGAGCUUCCUGUAGGCGGUGAGGAGGCGGGCAGUAUCACCUUGGGCCAGUACCUCCGGCAACUAGCACAUCACCGGAAUUUCCUGUGGUUCGUGGGCAUGGAUCUGGUGCAGGUAUUUCACUGCCAUUUCAACAGCAACUUCUUCCCCCUCUUCCUGGAGCAUCUGUUGUCAGACCACAUCUCCCUCUCCAUGGGCUCCUUCUUGUUGGGCAUCUCCUAUGUCGCUCCCCAUCUCAACAACCUCUACUUCCUGCCCCUGUGCCGGCGCUGGGGUGUCUACACCGUGGUGCGGGGGCUCUUCCUGCUUAAGCUAGGCCUGAGCCUUCUCAUGCUUUUGGCUGGCCCCGACCGCCCCGGCCUGCUCUGCCUCUUCAUUGCCAGCAACCGUGUCUUUACUGAGGGCACCUGUAAGCUAUUGACCUUGGUAGUCACUGACUUGGUGGAUGAGGACCUGGUGCUGAACCACCGCAAGCAGGCCGCCUCAGCGCUCCUUUUUGGCAUGGUGGCCCUGGUGACCAAGCCAGGCCAGACCUUCGCCCCGCUGCUGGGCACUUGGCUGCUGUGCUUCUACACAGGUCAUGAUCUCUUCCAGCAGCCCCCACUGGCCCUUGUAGGGAGUGCCCAGCCCUGGCCAGAGCCCCCGGCCCCACCCCCAGCUCAGGCCCCGGUGCUCCGCCAGGGCUGCUUCUACCUGUUGGUGCUGGUGCCCAUCACCUGUGCUCUGCUGCAGCUGUUCACCUGGUCCAAGUUCACACUGCAUGGGAGACGCUUGCACAUGGUCAAGGCCCAGCGCCAGAAUCUGUCACAAGCUCAAACCCUGGGCAUUAAGACUGUGUGAGAGGUGCAGCCAUACCACUCUGCUGAGAACACUGCCUGCAAUUUUGGGAAGGAGCCGCUUUUGCCAGCCUGGUGUUCUGCUCUGCCUUCCUUGGGUGCAGCCUGGAGGACAGAUGGCAGAAUGGGAGCUCCUGCGGCUGAGCCGGGAGCAGCACUGGGUCUUAAGAUCCUGCUUGGCUGGCUGGCCCAACUUGGGCAAGAACUGGGCCAGAAGUGUUCAGGGACCUGCUUCCCCCUCAGGGGCAGGAGAAAGAAGAGGCCGAAGGACGGAUGGGGCUGCCUCAUGGUCACAUGGGGUUGCCACGGGGCACGGAGUCCUAUCCGACCACCUGGCUGGGGCUGCAACUUCAUGUGGGCUCAGGAACCACUUUUGAUACUGCAACUGCUCCCUUUCAACCAGCCAAGGGAAGCUGACCAUAAGUCCCGCCUACCCUUCCGUCCACCCUUCCAGUGGUUUCUCUGGGUUCUCUGCUUCAGCUGUGCCUGAAGUAGUACGCCCCUGCUAUUGCAGGGCUUCCCCACCCCCACCUGGCCUCUAAAGAGGUUCAGCUCAUCACAGAUGGAUUAAAGUCUUUUUGUUCCCA
Messenger RNA from Pteropus alecto (black flying fox), 2438 nucleotides. RefSeq names its product major facilitator superfamily domain containing 13A (gene SLC68A1). NCBI's taxonomy places the organism in Eukaryota, Metazoa, Chordata, Mammalia, Chiroptera, Pteropodidae. Bases 302 to 1855 code for a protein of 517 amino acids. The transcript has 9 exons. The record is from RefSeq and is a predicted model, not a curated record.